AUGGAGUUACACUGUGUCGUGUUUGCACCAAAUAAUCUUCAAUUGAGCAACGUCACUUGCUCGCAUUCGCGCCCACUACUCGCAGUAGCGAAGCAGAACCCCUGGCUAUUCCUCCUCAUAUGUCUAGCUUACUUUCCCUCUUUACUCCGUUCGGGGUUCUGGGUGGACACGCUCACAGCUACUGCACCGUAG
This is a messenger RNA of Chondrus crispus (carragheen), 192 nucleotides long. RefSeq lists its product as hypothetical. The coding region runs from base 1 to 192 and encodes 63 amino acids. NCBI's taxonomy places the organism in Eukaryota, Rhodophyta, Florideophyceae, Gigartinales, Gigartinaceae. The transcript has a single exon. The record is from RefSeq and is a predicted model, not a curated record.